AUGGAAGCUGAAGUACAACAGUCCACCACCUCUGCGGCCUCAUCAGACGAUGAUGAUUCUCCGGACACUGACGCUGAAAUUGCGGAUGCAAGGAUAACAAAGUCGAAGAAAACAUUAAAACGAAAGCGGCGGGCGACAGAGCCCUCGCAAUUUGGUGCUACCCUGCAGAGCUUGCUUGACACUGUUGCACCCUCGGAACUGCCAUUGUCUCUCAAACCUUCCAUUGCGCGCCAGAAAAAUGGUGCAAAGCUUGAAUCGAAAGCCCAUAAAGUGCUUCAAAUAGAGAAGAAGGAAAAGGCAGAUAAAGGACGCAUACGGGAUGUUAUCGGAGGCUGGGGCGGUGAGAGUGAACGAUCGUUGCGCAAGGUUGCUCAGCGAGGAGUGGUAAAACUCUUCAAUACUAUUCAACAAUCGCAAGCGGCGGCAAACGUCGCUGUCGAACAGUCAAAAGGUUUGCGAGGAACGGGAAAGCCUACGCUUCCAGCGCCCCUGUUGGACAAGAAGCCGAAAGGAAAAGCAAAAAGCAAACACAAGGACAAUAUUAUUGGGAGAGGAAAUCCAGCAACAAUUGGGAAGGACGAUUUCUUCGACAUGAUCAGGUCGGGUGGUAUCGUCUCAAAAGUAUAA
Messenger RNA from Suillus paluster, 627 nucleotides. Its product is annotated as Rrp15p-domain-containing protein. The record is from RefSeq and is a predicted model, not a curated record. The transcript is spliced from 3 exons. The coding region runs from base 1 to 627 and encodes 208 amino acids. Gene Ontology annotation, biological process: maturation of LSU-rRNA; maturation of 5.8S rRNA. Gene Ontology annotation, cellular component: preribosome, large subunit precursor. NCBI's taxonomy places the organism in Eukaryota, Fungi, Basidiomycota, Agaricomycetes, Boletales, Suillaceae.